AUGAAUACUUUCAAUAAAAGAAAAGCAAUCAAUGAAUUAAAUCAAAGUCGGGGAAAAAUUGUAACUGAAGAACUCUUUUUGGUUGAUAGUGAUACGUAUGCAAGACCUAAAAAUAAAUAUUAUGGAAUAUCAUUAGAAGAGGUAAUUAAUAAUGAAAUAAAUCCCUCAAGUAGUGUUGAUCACGUAUUAGGAAAGUAUAAAGAUUUUAAAUUUCAUUUAGUUGGAGAUAGUGCAUUUUUUCCCAAAGAUAAUUUAAAUCAUAUUGUAAAUAAAGGUUGGUUGGCAACAAUUUCAGAUUCCUCAAGUAGUAACAUUAACACAUUACUCAAAGAUACAUUAAAAGAUGAUAAAAGUUGGAUUGCAAUUGAAUAG
Molecule: messenger RNA, 372 nt
Organism: Dictyostelium purpureum
Lineage: Eukaryota; Evosea; Eumycetozoa; Dictyosteliales; Dictyosteliaceae
Exons: 2
Coding region: 1-372 (123 amino acids)
Source: RefSeq, a predicted model, not a curated record